GCUUACUCCAGAACACUCACACACGAGUAUGGGAACGCCUUACUUCCCUGCAAGGUCAGUGCUGUUCCAAAAGGAGACAAACGGCGUGACAUACCGAGUGCCAGCACUGCUCUACCUGUCCAGCUCCAGAUCCUUCCUGGCCUUCUGUGAAGAGAGACUCAGCCCAUCAGACUCUCAGGCUCACCUGUUGGUCAUGAGGAAAGGCACUUUCUACAAAAACUAUGUGGAGUGGGAAGACAUGCGCGUUCUGGGCUCUGCUUAUCUGCCAGGCCACCGGUCCAUGAACCCCUGUCCAGUGUUUGAUGAGUUCACUGGAACUCUUUUCCUGUUCUUCAUUACUGUUCUGGGCCACACCUCAGAAUCCUACCAGCUGGUGACAGGAAGAAAUGUAACCCGCCUCUGCUACGUUUCAAGCGCUGACGGUGGUGACACGUGGAGUCCCGCAUGCGACAUCACAGAGAGGGUCAUCGGAGAUACUAUUAAAGAAUGGGCUACUUUUGCUCUUGGCCCCGGUCACGGGAUCCAGCUGAAAUCUGGUCGCCUGUUGAUUCCCGCCUACGCUUACCACAUUGAGUGCAAAGAGUGCUUCGGACAGCUCUGCCAGACCACGCCCCAUUCAUUCUGCUUUCACAGUGACACUCAUGGGCGAACCUGGAGUUUUGGGCAGGCGGUCCCUGGUCCAGAGAGUGUGGAGUGUCAGAUGGUGUCAGUGGAUGAAGAGGAUGGGACUAACUUAUUGUACUGUAAUGCACGCAGCCCUCUUGGCUACAGGGUUCAGGCGGUCAGUCUUGAUGAUGGAGCAGUGUUUCAGGAGGGACAACUUGUGCAGCGACUAGUAGAGCCUCAAAAUGGUUGUCAUGGAAGUAUUGUAGGAUUCCCCGCCCCUUUACACCUACAUCACUCUUUCAACUAUUACUUAUCCAAACCCAUCCAUUGCUCCAAACACUGGGCACCCUGUGCAGCCAACUCACACCACAUCAGUGUGGAUAAGACCAGUUCUCUGAAAGCCACUGUGUCACCAAGGAUCAGCUCCAGUCACUCCAACUCAGACUCUUCCAUUCUAAAUGUCACUGAAAGACCAAUUAUGAUGACCAUCCUCUCAUCACCACAGCCUAUUGCGCCUCCAGAUUUCCUUACCCCCACCUGGGUAGUGUAUUCUCACCCAACAUGGACUAGUGUACGGAAGGAUCUUGGAGUGUUUCUCAACCUGUUUCCACGUGAUCCAGACAGUUGGCAUGGCCCCUGGGUGAUCUACAAAGGUCCAAGUGCCUACUCUGAUCUGGCCUAUCUGGAACUCUCAGCCUCACCUGGGUCCCCGCCUGCAGUAGCCUUUGCCUGUCUAUUUGAGUGCGGCACCAAAACACCUUAUGAUGAAAUCUGUUUUAGCAUCUUCACCCUCUACGAGCUUAUUGAUAACCUGCCCCGGGAUGUGCAAUCUGGACUGGACAGUACUGUUAAUCAAAGGCAUCACAGCAAGCGGCAAACACUCCAAGUUACAGAGGCAGGGUGUUGUAGUUCUAAUAGAUGUGAUACACAAAAUCUAAACUGUCUCUAUGACAUGAUUCAUGGAAAUAAGAAAGAUAACAAGCUGAGUCCCCUGUGUUCUUUGUCUUAGAGUUCCCGUGAUUAUUGGAAUGACGCUUCCUUUUUAAGUCCUUGGGCGGCUUAAAUGCUUUUUUUGGUGAGGAAAGAUUUACUAACCUUGAAUUAAUGGACGGUGUUGUGAUCUUUGCGGAAUCAAUGCACACCCCGAUCGCAGCACU
This is a messenger RNA of Thalassophryne amazonica, 1763 nucleotides long. RefSeq names its product sialidase 4 (gene neu4). Lineage: Eukaryota; Metazoa; Chordata; Actinopteri; Batrachoidiformes; Batrachoididae. The record is from RefSeq and is a predicted model, not a curated record. The transcript is spliced from 3 exons. Gene Ontology annotation, molecular function: exo-alpha-sialidase activity. Bases 29 to 1615 code for a protein of 528 amino acids. Gene Ontology annotation, cellular component: membrane; cytoplasm; lysosome. Gene Ontology annotation, biological process: oligosaccharide catabolic process; ganglioside catabolic process.